Messenger RNA from Plectropomus leopardus (leopard coralgrouper), 3277 nucleotides. Its product is annotated as SNF-related serine/threonine-protein kinase-like. The record is from RefSeq and is a predicted model, not a curated record. Gene Ontology annotation, biological process: intracellular signal transduction; protein phosphorylation. NCBI's taxonomy places the organism in Eukaryota, Metazoa, Chordata, Actinopteri, Perciformes, Serranidae. Gene Ontology annotation, molecular function: ATP binding; protein serine/threonine kinase activity. Gene Ontology annotation, cellular component: cytoplasm.
ACGCAGCCGAAGCAGCGAGAGGGGGAGAGAAGGAGGGACGCUGAGUUGACAGUGUGACAGACUUACACAGAGACUCGUUGGAUUAACCGUCGGCCGGUUGUGUGUCCGUCGGUACGGAGUGUUAAACUGACCGCCUGUGAGCCGGUAGAGCCCGCAGCUGAGCGCCCUCAGACCCGCACAGUGCCGCAGCUUUACGGGGAGCAGAUAGGACGGCUGGCGCUGCUUCACAUUCCUCUGAGAUAAGGAGAAGAUGGGAUUGAAUUGAGGGGAGCAUCAGCAGCGCAGCAGGACCAACCUCUGUGAAUAUUUAUUGUCACCAUCCAGCAAGGAAUCUCAAUCGUCAAAUCACUGACGCUGCCUCAGCAGACCAGCAGCUGAUCUAGAAUCAACCGAACAACUGACACAAAAUUCACCAAACUUCAACCUACUGAGAAGGAGAUGGAGAACUGACCGGAGAGCAGCAGGCAACAGAAGGCAGCUUCUCCCGCCGCCCACCAGCAGCCAUGGCGGGGCUCAAACGCCAUCACGAUGGGAAGAUUGCCGGGCUGUAUGACCUGGAUAAGACGCUGGGCCGAGGACACUUUGCUGUUGUCAAACUGGCCCGGCACGUAUUCACUGGGGAAAAGGUCGCAGUGAAGGUGAUAGAUAAAACUAAGCUGGACCCGGUGGCUCGGGGGCACCUUUUCCAGGAGGUGCGAUGCAUGAAGAUGGUGCAGCACCCCAAUGUUGUGCGCCUCUAUGAGGUGAUCGAUACAGCCACCAAGCUCUACCUCAUCCUGGAGCUGGGAGACGGAGGAGACAUGUACGACUGCAUCAUGAAGCAUGACGGAGGCCUCACUGAAGAGGUGGCCAAGUGCUACUUUGCCCAAAUCGUCCAUGCCAUCUCCUACUGUCACCGGCUGCACGUGGUGCACAGAGACCUGAAGCCGGAAAAUGUGGUGUUCUUCGAGAAGCAGGGCGUCGUAAAGCUCACCGAUUUCGGCUUUAGUAACCGCUUUCAGCCCGGGAAAAAACUCAACACCUCCUGUGGCUCUCUGGCCUACUCGGCUCCCGAAAUACUGCUGGGGGACGAGUACGACGCUCCUGCUGUGGAUAUCUGGAGUCUGGGGGUGAUCCUUUUCAUGCUGGUCUGCGGUCAGCCCCCCUUCCAGGAGGCAAACGACAGCGAGACGCUCACUAUGAUCAUGGACUGUAAAUACACGGUGCCUCCACACAUCUCCCAUGCAUGCCGAGACCUCAUAGCUCACAUGCUGCAGAGGGACCCCAAGAAACGAGCCACCCUAGAGGAGAUCGGGGCCCACGAGUGGCUCCAAGGUGUGGAUCCCUCCCCGGCCACCAAGCUGUCCACACCUCUGGUGUCCCAUCGCAGCCUGUCAGAGGAAGAGCACGGCUCCAUCAUCCAGCGCAUGGUCCUGGGAGCCAUCGCAGACCGAGACGCCAUCACUGAGGCUCUGGAGUCAAAUCAGUACAACCACAUCACAGCGACAUACUUCCUGCUGGCUGAGAGGAUGCUGAGGGAGAGGCAAGAGAAGGAGCAGCACAGCCAGACACGAUCACCCAGCCCCAGCAAGGCUCAAUUCAGGCAGUCCUGGCCCACCAGAGUGGACGUUCAUCAGGAUGUCAGUGAUGGCUUGGGGGGUCCAGCUAUCUCCCACCCUGGGGGCCCACAGUCACCUGCCCGCAGUGCAGAGAGCCUCCACAAAGGCCCCAGGCCCAAAACAGCCCUGCUUGACCUCAGCCAGCGGCAGGAGCCCCACCUCUCUGCUGCCAGCCAGCAGUCUGCGCGUCACAGCCAGGAGAGGGGGCUCAGGCCUCUGGGGAAGCCCCACUCCAACCCCCUCAGGCUGGGUUCUCUGACCUCAGUGGGCCCCUGCAAACCUCGCAGCCCAAGUCUCUUCAGCGUGGAGGAGGACGAGGAGGAGGAAGGGGAGGAGGACAGAUGUUUAUCUCCCUCAUCACUCCCUGCUCAGGUGGUGCUGCGCUGCAAAGCCUCCUCCUCAUCGUCUUCUUCUGCGAACCGGCUGACAUCCCGCAUGAGCGCCCCAGUUCUUAACCAGAUCCACGAGGAGGAUAAGGAGGAUGAAGAAGAGGAGGAUAGGAGGGAGCACGGAUUCGGCCCGCCCAAACCCAGCCUGAGCCUCAAUCUGAACUCUAGAAUCCCAUCGCCGCCAACACUCAUAUCAACGCCUAAAACUGUGGGUGUAGCAGCACCGGUCGCUGCUUUCACCCCCAGCUCAGAGACGAGUGACGAUGACACAGAGAGUCACCAUAAACUGGACACAGCAACUGUGGUUGGGCAGGAGGAUGAGAGAGGAGGGGGGAAGGAUGAUGGAGAGAAAAAGGGGUCAGGGGAGGGCAGUCCCUCCAACUGUGCCAGUCCUGGAUCUGGUUCAGGCCAAGGCAAGGGAACAGCCAAAGCUGCCAGCGGCCUGGUGGAAAGCCUGAAGCUGAUGAGCCUGUGUCUGAGCUCUCAGUUCCACACCCUGACAGGGGGAGGAGGGGGUGGUGGCGGCGGCAGCGGAGCCGUAGUUGCUGGGGAAACGCAGGACCGUCCCAUGUGGAGGAUGUGCAUGGGCGGCUCCACUGGGAGCCUGGAUAAGGUCUCGCUCCUGGGGGGCCCCUCACCCAGGGGUAACCUGUACCACCACCAACCCCCACUCGGAGACCCGCUCGCAGACCCACUGCUGGAAGGGCCCUGCACCGCCACACUGAGGCUCGGGGAGCUGGACCUGGCAAGGGAGAACCACAGGAACAUGAAGAACCGUGUGCUGCAGCUGCCUCUCAAUGACAAGACUCUGUCCGUCAACAUCCACCGCAGCCCCAAGGAGGGCCUGCUCUGCACCCCCACCCCUCACAGCUGCUGCCAGGUCAUCUAGAGCGCACACCGCCGCUCCAUCAGCUGCUGCACCUCCACACUCCUCCACUCUCAUCUAAACACCUCUCAUCCUCCUGCUUCUGUUUCAGCCAGGUCGCCACUGGCUCAUGAGUUUGUUAUUUUUGCAUUUUAUGCCGUUUACUAUUAUUUAACAAUAUUGGUGGAUCACUGGGAGAAAGUCCAAAUGCCUACUUUGCACAUUUAGAGAUGCAAAAAGUCUCCAUGGAGGAGACCAGGUGCCAUGCCAAGUAUGUGAAGCACUUUCAGCAGAUUAAACAGGACACUAAAGGGACAUUUGAACCCACUGGUGUGUUUAAAUAAGCGCUAGUAAGUAUGGACACACACUGUAAAAUCUGACAAGUGAAUUUUAUUUUAAAAAAUCAAGGAAAUUGAUGUCCUUGA